Molecule: messenger RNA, 1843 nt
Organism: Wyeomyia smithii (pitcher-plant mosquito)
Lineage: Eukaryota; Metazoa; Arthropoda; Insecta; Diptera; Culicidae
Exons: 3
Coding region: 488-1843 (451 amino acids)
Source: RefSeq, a predicted model, not a curated record
AGACGGAACAUCCUCAACACCAGUUGUCACUGAAUCUAAGCGACCAGAAACCAAGCCACGCGCAAACAACCAGACAGCACAGUCAGCAGGAUUGGAGCCCGGAGCCAACAAAGUAUUCAACGUGGAACUCGGAUUGACGUCGCCAAGUGCUGCAUCGUCGUUAGGUCUUAGGUCAGCAGAUUUUAGGACAGCAGGUAGGGCAGUCAGGCCUCUGUAAUAUAGUCUUUAAUCAGUCUCAAGUGAAGUGUGACCGAGUACGGUCAAAUAAAAGUUUUUAAAAACAAAACUAAACCAAAUGAUCUUUUAAGUGGCGCAGUCGGCGCGGAUUGUGAUUCGAUUUAGAAACCGCAGUUAGUGCAUCCACGAGGGAAUAUCGUGAGAUUCGCGUUUUUAAUCACAAUCAAAAUCCGCUAACCUAAAUAAGUUCCCCGCGAACGAAUAUCGUGGACCAAACAUAGAAAACCGAACAAAUAUUAAGCGGAGAAAAAUGGAACCAUCCUUUCGGACGCUUUUGAUUUCCAUCAUAGCACUCACCACCUCCAUCCUACCAUCCUUUCAUACACAUCCCACCAUUCAAAUACACGACAUUACUAACAACGCAGGAGCGUUGAUUCUUCAAAGGGGGGAAGGAAGAAUAAUUGACGGACACGAUAGACUAUUGCAUGUGAUAGAUUUUGCCCAAUUCGAAAUAUCCUUGACAAUAAUUGAAAACAUUGUAAACAAAAUUAAAAACACACCAACCGAUUUUUCAGAAAUUAUUCAACUCAAGCUUAAAGAAAUCAAAUUUAUUUUCGAUACGUUGAUCAGCAAACCAAGUAGAGAUAGACGAGCAAUAGAUUUUUUAGGAAGCACUAUCAAAUUUAUAACAGGCAACUUAGACUCAGAAGACUUAAAGAUAAUCAAUUCAAACUUAGACGAACUUAGAAAAAACGGCAAUGUUUUAGUGAAACAAAAUAAUAAGCAAAUCAAAAUCAAUUCAAAAUUUGAGAAUAGAUUAAACCUUAUAAAUAACCAGAUCAGAGAGCACCAAAAUAUUUUGAAUAAAAUAGCCGAACAGGAAAAUGUACUUAUAUCUGAAAAUCAAAAAUUCAUACUUGUAUUGCAAUUAGACUCAUUUUUAGAAAAUUUAAAAUCAAUAGAAUAUGCCGUUAUGCUAGCGAAAGUGAACAUUAUAAACAAUUUAAUCUUAACACCUAGAGAGCUAGAAACUAUCAUUCAGGAAAUCUCAAAGCAGGGCUUAGAAAUCAAACACGUAGACGAAGCAAGCAGCUAUCUAACGACAACAGUACUCCGCCGAAGAUCAUCACUCAUCAUAUGCGUCAACAUCCCCAGGCUCACCCAAACCAUUUACAGAAGAACUACCAUCGAACCCCUGCCACGGUUGAACCACACCGUUCAGAUACAUAACAAGGAAGUAUUCAUCAACUCAGAGCGAAUUUUUGCCAUCGCAUCGCCAUGCCGAGAAAACAACAAAGUUACAAUUUGCGAAAGAAAACAGUUAAUAGAGAUCAGUAACAAUCCUUGCGAAGCACCACUCUUAAAAGGACAACAAGGACAAUGCAAGAUGAUAGAAAAACCUCCAGCAACCGAAACGAGAAUGAUAGGACCAGGAACAUUGUUGGUGAUAGCCGUUCACCAAGACGUAGUCAUCAACGGUACCUGCGUCAACACUCGAACUCUUACAGGAAUCCACCUAACAGCAGCUGGAAACAAUGAAAUUCCAUUACAAAGCUGGAUCAAUAAUUAUCAGCACCAUCAGCAUGUCAGCACUUUUAGCUUUCGUAACCAUAAAAUAUCGGCUCAUAGCGAGGACAAGGAAUUGCUCGAGACGACCAAUACUUAA